Molecule: messenger RNA, 3206 nt
Organism: Musca vetustissima
Lineage: Eukaryota; Metazoa; Arthropoda; Insecta; Diptera; Muscidae
Gene: AspRS-m
Product: aspartate--tRNA ligase, mitochondrial
Exons: 12
Coding region: 81-3206 (1041 amino acids)
Biological process (GO): aspartyl-tRNA aminoacylation
Cellular component (GO): cytoplasm; mitochondrion
Molecular function (GO): ATP binding; aspartate-tRNA ligase activity; nucleic acid binding
Source: RefSeq, a predicted model, not a curated record
AGUCAAGCGAAAAAGAAUUACGCCAAGAAUUAAACGGAGGGAAUUUCUCAUUUGUACCGACGCGAAAUAGUCACAUCAUAAUGGGAGGACGUCAACGUGGUAAUUCUGGUAAUAGUGGUGGCUUCUUUGGCGGCGGUGGCGGUUAUGGUGGUGGUGGCUAUGGCGGCGGUGGUGGUUAUGGUGGCGGUGGUUUUGGUAACAACGGAAUGAAUCCUUUCAACAACAGCAUGCCACCUAACAUGUCCAACAAUGAUCUCAUGCAAAUUAUGAAUGCAAUGGCAAGUGGUUUUAAUAUGAAUCCUCCUCCACCGCCACCAGUGCGUGUCGCUUGUGGUGAUUUACGGCUCAAUCAUGUGGGCAUGUAUGUUGAGCUGACGGGACGUUUAAUUAAAAAACGGGUUUCUCGCUUUAUGGAAUUGAGAGAUCGUGGCAAUGGCGCCUGUCAAUUGGUCAUUUUGGAAAAUAGGAAUCCACGUGUGGCCCGUCGUUUGGCUAACAUGCCCGAAGAUACUAUCGUUUGUAUUGCUGGUACAGUACAAAGACGUCCAAAGAAUUCCUGUAAUCAUACAAUGCCAACCGGUGAUGUUGAGGUAGAAGUACAGGAUAUACUCAAUAUUGAUUUCAAUAAUAAAAGGGCUGGUGAUAAGAGAUCAUAUAGCACCAUGAGCCAAAAUAGUACAGCUAUUACCAGUACGGAAUAUAAAAUUGCCAAAAAUGAAAACAUUUUAAAAUAUUUUGAGAAUCGUGAUCUAACUUGCAAUGAUGUUAGACGCCGUGACAUUGGCAAAGAUAUCACCUUGGUGGGUUGGAUACCCAAUGGUAAAACAUCAAAAUUUUUACAAUUGAAAGAUGGUUAUGGCCAGACCCAAAUUAUUAUUGAGGAUGAUAAUAUGCGUGAUACCGUAUGCAGUGCACCGGAUGGCACUGUUGUCCAGGUGACAGGAAAAGUUUGUGCUAGACCCAAACAGAAUAUUAAUUUGAAACACGAAACUGGUGAGGUUGAACUUGUUGUUGCAACGGUUAAGGUCCUUAAUCCCGAUGAACCUUAUGAUGGUCCCAUCAAAGUCAAGGAGAAAGUUAAGAAAAUGUCCAUUGAUGAUGUUGUGGAUGAAGAGGCCGCAGAUGGUGAAAAUAAUGGUAAUGAUGCUCAGGGUGAGGGAGCCGCUGCUGCAGGGGGUUCUAAAAAAUCCGCAUCAUCGAAUGUUGUCUGUGUAGCGGAUUUAAAUAAAUUUGCUAGCCGCACUCAUACCUGCGGUGAAUUGACCACCGAUAAUAUUGGCGAAAAAGUAACCCUCUGUGGAUGGCUGGAAUUCCAACGUAUGGAUCGUUUCUUUAUAUUACGUGAUGGUUAUGGCUCAACACAGGUUUUACUAACCGAUAAGGUGAAAGGUUUCGAAGAUAAAAAUCUUAGCCUUGAAACUGUACUAAAAGUUGUCGGUACUGUAAUACCCCGGCCGACAGCUACCAUUAAUCCUAAAAUGAAAACCGGACAUGUUGAAGUUGAGGCCGAGACGGUAGAAGUAUUGAAUGCCGCCAAAAAGAAUUUACCAUUUGAAGUGCGUCGUUUUAAUAGGGCUGGUGAGCGAUUGCGUUUAACUCAUCGUUAUAUAGAUUUGAGAUUUGCUGACAUGCAACAUAAUUUACGUUUACGCUCCCAAGUAAUUAUGCGUAUGCGUGAAUAUCUCAUAAAUUAUUUGGGUUUUGUUGAGGUUGAAACACCAACACUGUUCCGUCGUACACCCGGUGGAGCACAAGAAUUUGUUGUACCCACCCGUAAGGCGGGACACUUCUACUCUUUGGUUCAAAGUCCACAACAAUUUAAACAAAUGUUAAUGGCCGGUGCUAUUGAUCGUUAUUUCCAAGUUGCACGCUGUUAUCGUGAUGAAGCUACACGUCCCGAUCGUCAACCCGAGUUCACACAACUUGAUAUCGAAUUAUCCUUUACCAAACGUGAAGAUAUUCUACAAUUAAUUGAAGAGGUUCUACGCUAUUCAUGGCCCAAGGAAUUGGGUAAAUUACAUACACCAUUCCGACGUAUUACAUAUGAGGAGGCUGUUGAGCGAUAUGGUAGCGAUAAGCCAGAUACACGUUUCGGAUUUACUCUCUCCAAUGUCACCGACAUCAUUGAAAAGAAUCCAACCUUUGGUGAAAAAUUCAAAAAUUUAGGAGCCUAUGUUAUUAUUGCUCGUGGUGGUGAUGCCUAUUGGAAUACAGGCGCACGUAAACAUUAUGAAAGUUUAUCUAAGGAAUUUUCCGGUACUCUAUUUGUUCGCAAAUUUGUGCAAUAUAAAGACAUAUUGGAUCGCUUAUCUAAACUUCUAUCCAGCGAAGUGGCAACAGAAUUAAUUGAAAAAUUCGACAUUGAAGAAAAUGAUUUGCUUUUCAUGGGCAUUGGUGAAAAGGAUGAAACUCGCAAACUUAUGGGUAAAAUACGUUGUGACUAUCAAACGUUCCUCGUUGAUAAUGGCAAGGCACGUAAAAUUGCCGAAAAUAAAUUCGUUUGGGUCUUAGAUUUCCCCAUGUUCGAAAAGAAUCCAGAAACGGGUGUACUAGAAAGUGUUCAUCAUCCGUUCACAGCACCCCAUCCCGACGAUAUGGAUACAUUUGUUAAUGCCAAACCUGAUGAAUUAUACAAUAUACGUUCGCAGGCCUAUGAUCUAGUACUGAAUGGCCAAGAAGUCGGUGGUGGUUCAAUGCGUAUACAUGAUCGUGAUAUGCAGCAUUAUGUGUUGGAAGAAAUCCUUAAAAUACCCCAUGAUCAUUUGGCACAUUUGUUGAGUGCCUUAGAGUCGGGAUGUCCGCCGCAUGGUGGCAUUGCCCUGGGUCUAGAUCGUCUAAUAUCGAUAAUGUGUAAGGCUACCUCUAUACGUGAUGUUAUUGCUUUCCCAAAAUCGUUGAAUGGUAAAGACCCCUUGUCCAAUGCACCAGUUCCAAUUUCACCGGAAGAAAAAGCUCUCUAUCAUUUGUCAGUUCUUGAAAAUGAUACCGGCAAUGAACACGAAGAAGAAGAUACCGAUCCCGAUGCAACGCGACGUGUUCCAACACCUGUUAUGGCAGAAGAGGAGACUGAUGGUAGUAAAACAGAAACGGUAGAUAAAGCCGAACCUAUGGAGGCUGAUGCAGACAAUGAAAAUAAUGCAACAGAGGAGGUGGAAACCCCCAAACCAACAACAACCACAAAACGUGCAGUUAAAAAGAAGCAAUAA